AUCCAAUAUUUAGCCCCUUGUUUCAAACACAUCUCACAUCCUUCUAUUUCUCUCUCUCCUCCAACGUUUUAGUAUUUGAAAGAAUAAAUCAAAAGAACCAAAAAAAACCCUAGAAACAAAACAAUCUUUGUUCUAACCAGUAUCAAGCAAGAUGAUCAAUUUUGAGGCGACGGAGCUGAGGUUAGGGCUGCCGGGUGGCAAUCACGGAGGAGACAUGGCCAUGAAAAAUAAUGGGAAACGAGGAUUUUCUGAGACCGUUGAUCUCAAGCUGAAUCUUUCAUCGACGGCUAUGGAUUCGGUUUCCGGAGUUGAUUUAGAGAAUAUGAAGGAGAAGGUCGUAAAACCACCAGCCAAGGCACAAGUUGUGGGAUGGCCACCGGUACGAUCUUUCCGGAAGAACGUCAUGUCAGGCCAAAAGCCAACCGCCGGAGAUGCCGCCGAAGGAACGGAAAAGACUUCCAGCAGCAACGCAGCCACUUCCUCUGCCGCAGCUUACGUGAAAGUUAGCUUGGACGGCGCACCGUACCUAAGAAAAAUUGAUUUGAAACUUUACAAAACAUAUCAAGACCUCUCCGACGCCUUAAGCAAAAUGUUCAGCUCUUUUACCAUAGGCAACUGUGGACCACAAGGAAUGAAAGAUUUUAUGAACGAGAGUAGGUUGAUCGAUCUUUUGAACGGAUCAGAUUACGUUCCAACUUAUGAAGAUAAAGAUGGAGACUGGAUGCUUGUAGGAGACGUACCGUGGGGGAUGUUUGUUGAUUCAUGCAAACGCAUAAGAAUAAUGAAGGGAUCAGAAGCAAUCGGACUUGCUCCAAGGGCAUUAGAAAAGUGCAAGAACAGAAGCUGAGAGCUCUCAGAAAAUGACCGGUUCGAUCCGGUUGGAUAUCUCAAACCGAGAAAAGCCAAACCGGCUCGAAACUACUGUUACGAGCAGGGAGUUUGCGUAUAAUAUUCAUAAAUAAUAAUUAAUAUUGUGGUGUAUUACAUUUUAUAAAUUCAAACCUUUUUGUUAUAUGUAUAAUAUUAUAUACAUAUAUAUGAAUAUGUAUAUUAGGUGGCAUCUAUGUAUUUCCGCUUUGAACAACUUUUGUUUUUACGCAUUAUUGUAUUGUCUAUAUGGUUACGUAUCCGUAAGACAUCUUAAUGUGUUACUUUGACGUGACAAAGUAUCAUUCACGUUUAGUGUAUUACAUUACUA
Brassica napus (rape) is the source of this 1198-nucleotide messenger RNA. RefSeq names its product auxin-responsive protein IAA16. The transcript is spliced from 5 exons. The coding region runs from base 152 to 847 and encodes 231 amino acids. Gene Ontology annotation, cellular component: nucleus. Gene Ontology annotation, molecular function: protein binding. NCBI's taxonomy places the organism in Eukaryota, Viridiplantae, Streptophyta, Magnoliopsida, Brassicales, Brassicaceae. The record is from RefSeq and is a predicted model, not a curated record. Gene Ontology annotation, biological process: regulation of DNA-templated transcription.